ACUGCAGUCAAACAUUGAAAUAAGGUUUCGUUUUUGUCCAUUUGCUUGUUGUGAUCGCGCCACUAUGGCUUCACAAAAGCCAGAGCCCAAAAAAGAAGCAAAGCCAGUCCCAGCUGCAAAAGAAGAACCAGCUCCUGAAGCAGCAGAACGAGCAUCAACAGCCGAUCCUAAACCAACAACUCCAGCACCGGAAAAGGCUGCUUCUGCCCCAACUACAACACCAGAGUCAACUCCAAAACCUCCAGAAAAAGCCAGCCCUACACCUGGAGCGUCUCCAGUGGAAGCAGCCCCAGAACCAGCCAAAACACAGGCUUCUCCUCCAAAUCCGGCUUUUAAAUAUGAUCCUGCUGCUGCAGGUAAUCUCAGUGCUGAACAGCUUGAAGAGUUCAAAGAAGCUUUCCUGUUGUUUGCCAGGACUCCCUCGGGGGAGAUGAAGAUUUCACUAGCUCAGUGUGGAGAUGUGAUGAGAGCUUUGGGUCAGAACCCAACCAAUGCUGAAGUUUUGAAUGUUCUCGGAAAACCAAAGCCUGAAGAAAUGGAAUCCAGACUGAUAGACUUUGAGACUUUCCUGCCUAUGUUUCAACAAGUUUCAAAGUCUACUGAAAAGGGCACAUUUGAAGAUUUUGUGGAAGGCCUUCGAGUCUUUGACAAAGAAAGCAAUGGAACAGUCAUGGGGGCUGAACUUCGCCAUGUGCUCGCUACUUUGGGUGAAAGAUUGUCUGAGGGUGAAGUGGAUCAGUUGCUGGCAGGACAAGAAGACACAAAUGGUUGCAUUAACUAUGAAGCUUUUAUAAAACAUGUCAUGACUAGCUGAGGGAACUCUUCUGGUACAGCAGCAGCUUCACAUGCACCGCCAGCGGAGGUUAACUGAAGGUCAUGUGUGAGAAUUGUCAUCAGUGAUUGAUAAAGUUAUCACUGAAUCAAAAAUAAUGCAACUUUUUUUUUUUUUUUUUUUUUUUU
This is a messenger RNA of Puntigrus tetrazona (Sumatra barb), 960 nucleotides long. RefSeq lists its product as uncharacterized. The record is from RefSeq and is a predicted model, not a curated record. Gene Ontology annotation, molecular function: calcium ion binding. The transcript has 7 exons. Gene Ontology annotation, cellular component: myosin II complex. The coding region runs from base 65 to 814 and encodes 249 amino acids. NCBI's taxonomy places the organism in Eukaryota, Metazoa, Chordata, Actinopteri, Cypriniformes, Cyprinidae.